AUGUCAAAGGAUAUUCAUGUAUUAUUUCAUGUGCCCGAAGGCUUAGAGUCAAUAGCAAGGAAAGACAUUGAAGCCUCACUUGCAGAUAUCCAGAACCCUGUAUACAGCUUUGAGCCCAAGACAGGCCGAGUUCAUUUGUUCUGUGCAGUUGACAGUAUCGACACAUUCAAACAAUAUAUCCAGAGUGUACAGAUUCUCAGUAUCUACAGUGCGACAUUAGUUGCAUCGGAAUCAGUGAUACCAGCUGACACAUUUCAAGAGUUACAACCUACAUAUGACUAUAUCAGCGAUCAAACAAAGCUAGCACCUUGGUAUAGCGUCAUUGCAGAAGAUCCUCAGGACGAAAACACAACAAUCUCAUUUAGAGCUACCUUCAAAAAGGAGCAGAUCAAACACAAAGCACCAAGCCAAGAAAUUGCUGGCUACAUUGGCUUUGCAUUCAGCAAUUUCUUCAAGCAUUGGAAGGUGAAAAUGACAAAUUUUACAUAUGAAAUCGUGUCGCUGUGGUUCCAAACAUCGGAUGCUGCUUACUUGAACCGUCUUUCUGCUGGUGUGAACGAUCAAUCGAUUAUUUUGUUACUGGGCGUUGAUAUCCCCUUGAAAGAUCAGCGACAGAGAAAUAGAGUUUUUGUGGGACGUACGAGCUUAAAUCCAUGCAUUGCUUAUUGUUUGGCUCUGGUAGCGGAUCCUAAGCCAGGUCAGGUCAUUUUGGACAUGUGUUGUGGUACUGGGACUAUCCCAAUUGAAGGUGCAUCCCAUUUCAAAGACGUUUUUUGGUUAGGUGGUGAAGUUAAAGUCAAGACAGUGGCAGAGAAAGCUCUGGGGAAUGUUCAGCAUUGUGAGCUUAAAAAUAUAGAUCUUAUGCUGGGUGAUGGUAGAAAACUUUGCUUCAGAGACGGUGUGAUCGAUUCUAUUGUUUCAGAUUGGCCAUGGGGAAUUAGAGAGAAUUCUUUUCAACAAAUCCAAGGGCUUUAUCCAAAAUUCGUCAAGCAAAUAUACAGAGUGCUGAAACCAGAUGGAAAAGCCUACAUAGUGACUCAGGGGCAUAAAUUGAUGAAAAGGGUCUUGGAUUAUCCCUGGUGCCAAAACCUGUGGACUGUAGAGGAGGUUUUGCCAAUAGGCAUUGGUGGUUUAGAUGCCUAUCUGUACACAUUAUCAAAGAAUGCACCUUCGUCUGCCUGA
Messenger RNA from Mucor velutinosus, 1182 nucleotides. RefSeq lists its product as uncharacterized. The coding region runs from base 1 to 1182 and encodes 393 amino acids. NCBI's taxonomy places the organism in Eukaryota, Fungi, Mucoromycota, Mucoromycetes, Mucorales, Mucoraceae. The transcript is spliced from 6 exons. Gene Ontology annotation, biological process: tRNA methylation. Gene Ontology annotation, molecular function: tRNA (guanine) methyltransferase activity. The record is from RefSeq and is a predicted model, not a curated record.